AUGGCGAAGGUGGAAGUCCAAAUACGACACUGUUUUUGUUGUGGCCUACAUAUUGGAUCGUUUUUUGUAGCUAUCUACUCGUUGUUAGUGUUUUUGUUACUCGGUAGUUUGGCCUUGUACGGUUUAUCAGACUUGACCCAAAACGGUGACAAGUUGUACGAUGACUGUGAGAAGGAAGCUUUGGGUGUGAUUAGAACUGGUAAGUCAAUAUUUGAAGUAAAAUUUAUGAUUUAUGGACAUACAGAAAAAAUAUUUUCGUAUUUUACAAUGCUUUUUUUAAAUUUCAAAAUCUAUAAUAUUUUUUUUUAAAAAACUUCAUUUCUUAUUAAACUUAACGUUAAAUUAUUCAAAAACUUUGAAUUUUAAGAAAGUCUAAUUAAAAAAGAACGUAUUUUACAUAAUUUUAGACAACAGAAAGCUUCACUUCCACGAAGGCCAUACGACAGUAAUCGUCGAGGACUCUGGCUCUUACCAUUGCACCUUUGGGUUGUAUACUGAAGAACUCAAGUUUGGACAAGAUAGUAAGUCAAUUUAUUUUGAUUCUUUCAAAACUCGUCGGGAAUCUUUUGGAUAUAAAAUUUUUGACCAUCAAAAACGUUUUGAUAUUCACCUUGCCAAAACAAAAUCGUGAUUUCUACCAUUUUAUCUUAAAGUUCGUGUAGCCAAUCGAAUUUGUUCGAUCAAAAAGGUCUAUGAUCCGUUAUUGCUACCUAAAACAAUUUCGGUUCACCGAUAAUAACAUACAUAUUAAAAAUAGACGAAAACCGCCAAACUUAAAUUUCUGCUUGCAGUAACAAAUCUCCAAAAGCAUUUACACUAUAGUUUACCAGCAAAAAAUGGAGUUCCAAAUGUGAAAGAGUAUUUGCCACAAUAUUAUUUUCGAAAUUUGUCAAUUAAUACUCUGCUGCAGAAUAACAUCAGAAUUCUGGCCGGGCAUAAAAAGCCAAAUUUCCAAUAAAAACAUGCCAAGUCGGCUCUGAAAAAAAAACGAAUUUUUACUAUACGUAAACUGAAGAACUCAAUUUAGACACAUUAUAUUCAUAAUCAGCACAGUAAAUAGACAAAAAAUGGGGUUAAAUCGAAAUAUUCCACCAAUCCGCAAGAAAAAAAAUAAUUUUCUCCCAAACUAUUAUUUUGUUUUUUUUUGGGUCUCCACACGAUAUUGAUCUGCAUGGCGGGAAUCUUUUCUAAUGUUGAGGAAAUGCGUAUUUAGGGCGAGGCAGGGUAGAAGUAGGUCCUUAAAUUAAAUGUGCAUGGUGGAAAAAAAUUUAAAAAAUAAAAAUCAAAUUUAAAACAUAAAAUAUAUAAUAAAACAUCAAAUGUCAGUAUAAAAUACGUAAUAAAACUUCAAAUUGCAGUCCGCUUCUUCACGUUAUGGUUUGACAUCGGUCUGUACGCUCUACUAGUCCUAGCUUCGGUCAUUCUGUUGAUUGGCUUGUGUGCCUACAACCACAUCUUGUUGUUUCCAUGGAUCUUGCUGAUGGCUGUUGAAGUCAUCCGAGGAAUCAUUUCUACUGUUCUUAUCUUUGUUUAUAGUCAUGUAGGUUGAUGUUUUGUUUCAUAGUAAUGUAGAUUAAUGUUUUUAAUAUUAAUUAUGAGAUUCAGAUAUAUUGAUUAUCUUUGUUAUUUCAGGGCAACUUGGCUCGUAUUGCCACAGGCAUUUUCUUCUUGGGUGUUCAGUGCUUCCACGUAAGUUUUCAGUGUUCUGCCUAUAACUGUCAUUUUCUCUUUGACUAUAGCUUAGAGUUUUGUAAAAUACGAUCGAUAAAAAGUGACGAAAAGCAUAUUUUAGAUUUCCAUCUUAUUGGUCAUCAUAGCCAAGGCACAGAAGAUUUACAACAGAAAGCAUGGUAUUCCAACUGAACCUGUAAGUCAAUAGGGAGGGUAGGGCGUUUCUUAAAGCUGGAAAGGGCAAUUAAUAUUAAGGUACGAUAGAAAUUAAACUCUUUGUCACUAACCUUUAACACUCUUCCUUUACUAUAGUAAAACAUUCUUUGUUACAGUAUGACCACCGUGCCGUAUACCCAACCACCACAUUGCCAUCAAACUACGCCUACUCUCCUCAAGUACCUCGGUCCAACCGUGACCCAUACCCAUACUCUGACUACUCGCCUUCACAAAAGAACGCCCCCUACUACGAUCCUACCUAUGCUACACAUCAAUCUCGGUAUUAA
Bursaphelenchus okinawaensis is the source of this 2174-nucleotide messenger RNA. Lineage: Eukaryota; Metazoa; Nematoda; Chromadorea; Rhabditida; Aphelenchoididae. The record is from the annotation of a GenBank genome assembly.